Messenger RNA from Momordica charantia (bitter melon), 2460 nucleotides. RefSeq names its product cyclic nucleotide-gated ion channel 1. The record is from RefSeq and is a predicted model, not a curated record. Gene Ontology annotation, cellular component: membrane. Gene Ontology annotation, molecular function: monoatomic ion channel activity. Gene Ontology annotation, biological process: transmembrane transport; monoatomic ion transport. Lineage: Eukaryota; Viridiplantae; Streptophyta; Magnoliopsida; Cucurbitales; Cucurbitaceae.
CUUUUUUCAUGCAAUGCAAUUGCAUACUGCAAAGAGAAAGGGAAUCUUUCAUCUCUCUUUUUUGAUAUUUUUCAGAAAAGCCAGAAGAUAGAGAGGUUGGAGGAAAUGGACCCAUUCAUAAUCGAUUAUUAUUGGUCUGCUUAAAAGCAAUUCUAUUUGUACAGCUACAAAUUCAUUUUGGUUGAUCACGGCGGCUCAAAGCUGCUUCCAGAAUUGGAAAUUGUGACAUACCCACCACCAAAAGCUUCAAAUUAGCUUCAUCCCUUUUCUCCUAUUUGUGAAAUUUUGUGUUCCAUUUCUUACUCGAUCAGCCAUGGAAGUACAGAAGAGUUCAGAUGGUUUUCAUCUGCAACACAGUGAAAAGCAACAUUCGGCUGCUGGAGAAACACGCUCACAGGAUGCACCGAGAACAUUGGAAUCAGUUUCUAAAAGCUUUGCUACUAGUUUUGAUAGACUUACGAGUUUCGGAAACAUAUAUUUUGAAGAAGAAGUUAGGAGUAAAGGCUUAGGAUAUCUUAAAAGAAUUGUUAAUAGACACCCAAUAUUGCUUCAUUUGUGGAAUGAAAUACUUGCCAUGUUGUGUGUGAUUGCUACCUCAUUGGAUCCUUUGUUCUGUUACAUCCUGUUUGUUGAUGAAGGUAAAAGGUGUGUUACUUUUGACAAGAAGUUGAGGACAAUAGCUGUAAUUCUUCGCUCAAUCACAGACUUCCUCUACAUAAUUCUUAUUGUCUGUCAUUUUCAAUUUGGUUAUUCCUCAUUUUAUAAUGCAAAUCGUGGUGGUGUUGAUGAUGGUAAUUGCACAAAAGCAUGGAGAUUCUUGUGGUCCUACUUCACAGUUGAUGUUCUCGCAGUUCUUCCACUCCCCCAGGUGGUGGUUUUAUUUGUCAUUCCAAGGUUCAAAGGAUAUGAAUUUAUAUGUGCAAUUAGGUCAUUGAAGUAUAUUCUCCUUGCCCAAUAUUUGCCGAGGAUCUUUCGAAUCUAUGCAUUCUUAAAGAAAGUUCGAUGGACUGCUAACAUUCUCCCAGAAACUGCUGGGGCUAAAGCUGCAUUCAAUCUCUUCCUUUAUAUGCUUGCAAGCCAUGUUAUUGGAGCAUUUUGGUACUUGUUCACCAUAGAGCGAAAAACAACUUGCUGGCUUGAACGCUGUCAACAUUGCUCUUUAAACUGUAUUUACGCUUCAGGCAAUGCAAGUGCAGACAGUAUUUGCUCUGAAGAAGCUAAAGAUGGGCCGAACAAUUUUGAUUUUGGGAUAUUCAAAGAUGCUCUUCGUAUUGUGAGGGCAAGAAAUUUCGUUAGGAAAAUCUCUUACUGUUAUUGGUGGGGUCUGCAGAAAUUGAGUUCUUUGGGUCAAGACCUCAAAACUAGUGACCAUUUGUGGGAAGUAUACUUUGCAAUCACCAUUACCAUUUCUGGCUUGGUAUUAUUUGCACUUCUUGUAGGAAAUUUGCAGACAUAUUUGCAGUCAACUAUAGCAAGAUUAGAGGAAAUGAGAUUGAAGGGGCAAGAUAUUGAGCUGUGGAUGACUUACCAUUCCCUCCCACCAAAGUUGAAGAAGAGGAUUAAAAAGUAUGAACGGUUCAAGUGGCGAGAAACCAAAGGUGUUGACGUCGAGCAGCUUCUUCAUAAUCUUCCUAGAGACCUAAGAAGGGACACAAAACGACAUCUUUGCUUGAGUUCACUCUCAAACGUUUCAAAGCUUCAAAACAUGGACGAGCAAUUGUUGAAUGCAAUCUGUGAUUAUCUGAAGCCAGUGCUGUACAUUGAGCGCAGCUUCAUUGUUCAAGAAGGAGAGCCACUGGAUGAAAUGGUGUUCAUAAUUCGAGGCAAGGUAAUGAUCUAUUCCAAAAGAGAUGGCGAGUCCGGAGCUGAUUCCUCGGAGUCCAAGUGGCUUACCAAAGGUGACUUUUAUGGAGAGGGUCUUCUAGAUUGGGCACUACAAAAUCCUACUUCAGCCACUGUCCCCAUAUCUACCAAAACCAUCCGUGCACACUCGAAAGUCGAAGUGUUUGUGCUUAUGGCAAACGAUUUAAAAACCGUACUCUCUAAGUUCUGGUGGCUUUUCAGCAAAAACUCUCCAAGUAUGAAAGCGAUGUGCGCGCCGUGGGCAGCUUUAGCUUUGCAGUUAGCAUGGCGUCGAUACUGCAAAAGUAAGCGCGAGAAGAAGAUCAGAUCUCCUGAGUUAGCUACCGAAGGAAAGAAUCCUCCUGAACAGAACAUAGCAGCCCCAGCCAGAGUCUCAGUUCUUGCCUCGAGAUACAUCGUCCGUGCUCUCUGCGCUUUAAAGAAAAAGGUUAAGAAAACACGGGCAGAUCAAACCAGCAGAGUCUGAGAAGAGAACUGUUGAUGUAACUUCGCUUCCAUUUACCUUUCUUUCUCAGUUAUCAUUAAAUGCUUCAUCUCUGUAUAUUCUAUACUCAUUCCACUGUCAUCAAUGUGAAUAUGUGAUGCUACCUUGUGAUA